AUGCCGUCAGUCGCACAGAAGCUGUACGCUGUACAUAUUGCCACUGCGUCAAGUGUACACCAUGCAGCGCAGUCCUUGGGAUACGGCGAACGGACCGUGCGACGUUGGGUCAUGGAGCAGGACAAACUACGCAACUUCAGUGGCUCCAAAGCCCGUCAGCGAAACACAGGAAUCUGUGGAGCAGUGCCCAUCAUACCAGACGCCCACGACCUCGUUAUUCACAUGAAAGAUAUCCGUCGUCAAGAGAUGGCUGUGACCUCUUCACACAUGCUGCAGUUCCUGCGCUCGAACCAUACCGACUACAUGUCGACACGCAAGACUGAGUACAAGUCGUUGAUAUGGCUACUCCAGCACUUCGCCGACCGCCAUGGCUUUUGCAAGCAGCGAAUUUGCAGGCAGAAGACGACACAGGUAGACCUUGAAGGAACGCGCCUUGAAUUCGGACGGUACUUCCACGACAAGUACCCUGGGAUGGCAAUGGAUACUGUUUACAACGCUAGCGAAACAGUGAUGUACUACGACAUGUGUCCAAGUACGAUUUGGGCUGUUUGA
Messenger RNA from Aphanomyces astaci, 552 nucleotides. RefSeq lists its product as hypothetical. The transcript has a single exon. The coding region runs from base 1 to 552 and encodes 183 amino acids. The record is from RefSeq and is a predicted model, not a curated record. NCBI's taxonomy places the organism in Eukaryota, Oomycota, Saprolegniomycetes, Saprolegniales, Verrucalvaceae.